Messenger RNA from Apiotrichum porosum, 2133 nucleotides. It is a transcript of the gene MLH1, whose product is annotated as DNA mismatch repair protein. The coding region runs from base 1 to 2133 and encodes 710 amino acids. The record is from RefSeq and is a predicted model, not a curated record. Gene Ontology annotation, cellular component: MutLalpha complex. The transcript is spliced from 10 exons. Gene Ontology annotation, molecular function: ATP binding; ATP hydrolysis activity; mismatched DNA binding. NCBI's taxonomy places the organism in Eukaryota, Fungi, Basidiomycota, Tremellomycetes, Trichosporonales, Trichosporonaceae. Gene Ontology annotation, biological process: mismatch repair.
AUGGACCCCAGCAACCCGCCAGACACAGACGCCAGCACAGCGCAGGACACAGGCGGCACAGUGCAGCCCAAGUCCAUCCGCAAGCUGACCGAGGACGUCGUCAAUCGCAUCGCAGCUGCAGAGAUUAUUCACCGCCCAGCCAACGCUGUCAAGGAGCUCCUCGAGAACGCACUCGAUGCAGGCGCGACCUCGAUCCGCGUCAAUGUCAAGGAAGGUGGACUCAAGCUGCUCCAGAUAACGGACAAUGGACACGGUAUCAACCGCGCCGACCUGCCCCUCCUCUGCGAACGCUAUGCGACCUCCAAGCUCCAGAAGUUUGAAGACCUCCAGUCCCUGGCCACGUAUGGAUUCCGUGGCGAAGCGCUCGCGAGUAUCAGCUACUGCUCGCACCUCGAGGUCAUCACCAAGACGCACGCAGACUCGUGUGGAUGGAAGGCACAGUAUGACAGCGGUGCGCUCAAGGACGACCCACGGCCAACAGCCGCCAACGACGGUACUGUCAUCUCGGCCGAGGACCUUUUCUACAACAUGCCGCUGCGCAAACGCGCGUUCCGCUCUGCCUCGGACGAGUACACACGUAUCCUCGAUGUGGUAACCAAGUACGCCGUGCAUAACCCACAAGCCUCGUGGGUCUGCAAGAAGGCCGGUAGCGCUCUCCCAGAUGUGUCCACAAGUGUCGACUCGACAGCCCGUGCCAACAUUGCGCUCCUGUACACCCCCUCGCUCGCUGCCGAGCUGCUAGAGGUGCCCCUCACCCACUUUGCACCCAAGUUGGGCGCGAGCUGCCACGGGUGGGUAAGCAAUGCCAACAGCAACUGGGCACGCAAUGGCGGCUGGAUCUUGUUCAUCAACAACCGCCUUGUCGAGAGUACCAAGAUUAAAAAGGCCAUUCACGGACUAUACACUGCCUUCCUGGCCAAGGGCGCCUCGCCGUUCGUCUACCUCAGUCUCCAUAUCGACCCGGCAAAGGUCGACGUCAACGUCCACCCGACCAAGAGCGAGGUGCACUUUCUGCACGAGGACGAGAUUGUCGAUGCUGUCGUCGCUGCAGUGGACAAGGCUCUGGCUGGCGCCAACGCGUCUCGCUCGUUCACCGUGCAGACAAUGCUGCCUGGUGCCGAGGCGUUUGCGAGUCAGCGUGACCGUGGCGACGGUCCGUCGACGCAGAGGCCCAAGUCGACGGCACCAAACUACAAGGUCCGCAUGGACCCCACCAACCGUACCCUCGACUCGAUGGUGGCUGUUCUCAACCCGUCCCAGAUCUCGCCGUACGACGAGCGGGCGUCCAAGCGACGAGGCGUCAGUGGAGGCGACGAGGUGCAGCUGGUGGGCGACGAUGACGACGACGAGGACGACACACCCAUGUGGAACGCGACGGCCGAGGACAAGACCAAGGAGACCCCGGAGAGCGCCUGUGAUUUUGAAAGCAUACAGGACCUGCGGCGUGCAGUACGCAAGCGUGCCAGUCUAGACCUGAUGGAGACACUGUCACGCCACGCGUUUGUCGGCGUCGUUGACCGCCGCAUGUGCCUCUCGCUCGUCCAACACUCGACCAAGCUGCUUCUCGUGAACCAUGCUGCCCUGGGUGACGAGCACUUUUACCAGCUCGGCCUGCGACAGUUUGGCGCCCUUGGUCGUCUGCGACUUGAACCUGCUCCAAAGCUUGCCGAUCUCUUGCGGCUCGCUGCUGAGGACGAGCCGGGCAUCGAGGACAAUGGCCUGGAUAUUGACGCUGUUGUGAAGCGUGAGAUGGUAGACGAGUACUUUUCGCUCGCCAUCUCAUCCUCUGGUGCUGUCGAGAGCAUCCCUCUUCUCCUCAAGGGCUACACGCCCAACCUCGACCGUCUGCCACAUUUCCUCUUGUGCCUCGCCACACGCGUCAACUGGACCAACGAAAAGGAGUGCUUUGAGACGUUCCUCCGUGAACUGGCCUUUUUCUACUCGCCUCGCCCCUUUGACGACCGAGGAGACGACGACGAGACGGCCGAGGAGGUGGCCCACCAGCAGUGGCAGCUCGAGCACGUCCUGUUCCCCUCAUUUAGGCGGACACAGUGGCCACGUUCACUGUCAGACCACGACGUCAGCCAAGUGGCCAACCUCCCUGACCUGUUUCGCGUAUUCGAGCGUUGCUAG